Apodemus sylvaticus (European woodmouse) is the source of this 2077-nucleotide messenger RNA. RefSeq names its product acid sensing ion channel subunit 2 (gene Asic2). Gene Ontology annotation, molecular function: ligand-gated sodium channel activity. Gene Ontology annotation, cellular component: membrane. The coding region runs from base 273 to 1964 and encodes 563 amino acids. The record is from RefSeq and is a predicted model, not a curated record. Gene Ontology annotation, biological process: sodium ion transmembrane transport. The transcript is spliced from 10 exons. NCBI's taxonomy places the organism in Eukaryota, Metazoa, Chordata, Mammalia, Rodentia, Muridae.
GCCAGCAGAGCCUGGGGGUUGGGGGGGCAAUCAGGAGAGGCCAGAGCUAGGGGCGGCGGGCCGAGGCGGCACUCAGUCCCGGGCGAGCGCCCGCGGAGGCGGCGGCGGAGACGCCGGGCGGGCAUGCCGCGCCACCGGAGCUCCUGUCGGGAGCAGGCUUCCCUGGCACAGGCUGCGCGCGGCUGCUGCUGCUCCCACUGCUGCUGCGGACUCCCAUGGCGGCUCCGCCCGGCCGGGGCCGCCGCCGCUGUCGCCAGCCUCGGGCUGAAUGAAUGAGCCGGAGCGGCGGAGCCCGGCUGCCGGCGACCGCGCUCAGCGGCCCGGGACGCUUCCGUAUGGCCCGCGAGCAGCCGGCGCCCGCGGCGGUGGCGGCAGCUAGGCAGCCCGGGGGCGACCGGAGCGGCGAUCGGGCGCUGCAGGGGCCAGGGGUCGCCCGCAGGGGGCGGCCGUCCCUGAGUCGCACUAAAUUGCACGGGUUGCGGCACAUGUGCGCGGGGCGCACGGCAGCGGGAGGCUCUUUCCAGCGGCGGGCGCUGUGGGUGCUGGCCUUCUGCACGUCCCUCGGCUUGCUGUUGUCCUGGUCCUCGAACCGCCUGCUCUACUGGCUCAGCUUCCCGUCACACACGAGAGUGCACCGGGAGUGGAGCCGCCAGCUGCCGUUCCCUGCCGUCACCGUGUGCAACAACAACCCCCUGCGCUUCCCGCGCCUCUCCAAGGGGGACCUCUACUACGCGGGCCACUGGCUAGGGCUGCUGCUGCCCAACCGCACGGCGCGCCCGCUAGUCAGCGAGCUGCUGCGGGGCGACGAGCCGCGCCGCCAGUGGUUCCGCAAGCUGGCCGACUUCCGCCUCUUCCUGCCGCCGCGCCACUUCGAGGGCAUCAGCGCUGCCUUCAUGGACCGUCUGGGCCACCAGCUGGAAGACAUGCUGCUCUCCUGCAAGUACCGGGGCGAGCUCUGUGGCCCGCACAACUUCUCCUCAGUGUUUACAAAAUAUGGGAAGUGUUACAUGUUUAACUCAGGCGAGGAUGGCAAGCCUCUGCUCACCACGGUCAAGGGGGGGACGGGCAACGGGCUGGAGAUCAUGCUGGACAUUCAGCAAGAUGAGUACCUGCCCAUCUGGGGAGAGACAGAGGAAACAACGUUUGAAGCAGGAGUAAAGGUUCAGAUCCACAGUCAGUCCGAGCCGCCUUUCAUCCAGGAGCUGGGCUUUGGGGUGGCUCCAGGGUUCCAGACCUUCGUGGCCACACAAGAGCAGAGGCUCACAUAUCUGCCCCCACCAUGGGGGGAGUGCCGGUCCUCAGAGAUGGGACUCGACUUCUUUCCUGUUUACAGCAUCACAGCCUGUCGGAUUGACUGUGAGACCCGAUACAUCGUGGAGAACUGUAACUGCCGCAUGGUCCACAUGCCAGGGGAUGCCCCUUUCUGCACCCCUGAGCAGCACAAGGAGUGUGCAGAGCCUGCACUCGGUCUACUGGCAGAAAAGGACAGCAAUUACUGUCUCUGCAGGACACCCUGCAACCUGACCCGCUACAACAAAGAGCUCUCCAUGGUAAAGAUCCCGAGCAAGACGUCAGCCAAGUACCUGGAGAAGAAAUUUAACAAAUCGGAAAAAUAUAUCUCAGAGAACAUUCUUGUUCUGGAUAUAUUUUUUGAGGCACUCAAUUACGAGACAAUUGAACAGAAGAAGGCGUAUGAAGUUGCUGCCUUACUUGGUGACAUUGGUGGUCAGAUGGGAUUGUUCAUUGGUGCUAGUAUCCUUACAAUACUAGAGCUCUUUGAUUAUAUUUAUGAGCUGAUCAAAGAGAAGCUAUUAGACCUGCUUGGCAAAGAAGAGGAGGAAGGGAGCCAUGAUGAGAACAUGAGCACCUGUGACACAAUGCCAAACCACUCCGAAACCAUCAGCCACACUGUGAACGUGCCCCUGCAGACAGCUUUGGGCACCCUGGAGGAAAUUGCCUGCUGACACCUCUCAGGCUACCCAGCACCUCCAAAACAGACCUUAAAGGCCCAAGGCCCAAAUCAGGGGACAGCAGGCUCAGGUGGGAGAGCCCCUGAUGACAAGAAGAAGCAAGAGCC